Messenger RNA from Conger conger (European conger), 1683 nucleotides. RefSeq names its product sialic acid-binding Ig-like lectin 12. The transcript is spliced from 6 exons. Lineage: Eukaryota; Metazoa; Chordata; Actinopteri; Anguilliformes; Congridae. Bases 1 to 876 code for a protein of 291 amino acids. The record is from RefSeq and is a predicted model, not a curated record.
AUGUUGAAGGACCAGGACAUGCAGAGCCCACGGCCAGGUCUCCUGCUCCUGUGUGUGGCCUGGCUAGCAGGGGCCUCGGUUGACGCUCAGCCCUCUUCCAUAGAAAUACUCAAUCGGAUGUCUCCUCUGGUCUCUGGACACAAGGCCACCCUGGACUGCAAGGUUUCAGGGUUCUACCCUGGGAACCCCUCAGUGUUAUGGUUCUGCAGGGAGACUCCAGUAUUGCCUGGCAGCAUCACCAACAGCAUCAGCAGAAACAAUGAGGGCACUUUCUCCCUGCACAGUCAGUAUAGCUUCAGCCCCGAGGUGAAGGAUCACAACGCUGUGUGCGUCUGUCAGGCCUCUCACCCUGCCUGGAGACACACACACAGAACCAGCACCACCCUCACGGUCCACUAUGGGCCAGAGGCUGUGACUGUGAGCACAGACUCAGCGGUUGUGGCUAACGGCUCAGUACUUGUAACAAACGGCUUCACCCUGAACCUGAUAUGUGUUGCUGACGGGAACCCCAGGCCUGAGACCCGGUGGCUGGGGGGAAGCAUUAAAGGAGUGCGCCAUACAGAGACCCUUCACAUCCCUGCAGUGCAGAGGGAAGAUGAGGGCCUUUAUUGGUGUGUGGCACAGAACCCGUAUGGACAGCAGAACACCAGCAUCACACUGUGGGUGUCUGACAGCAGCCCAGCCCACCCUGAUGGAAAUACAGCGCUCUGCGGCCUGGUUCUGAUUCCGUUAGCCUGGGUUUGGGCCAUAGUCAUCAUCUAUCUGCUGAAGAGAGGAGGGAGUAAGACCAGCGCACUCACAGACCAAACAACUGUCGUCUACACUGUGCAGAAGACCCAGGAAGUGAUGCGCCCAACCACCCAAAGAACAGAGUGAGGCCAUGGAAGAGGGUACAGGACAGGAUCUACCACCAUGGAGCUGCCCAAAUAAGGCCUACAUAAAACCAGGGGCUCCCAGCUAUCCUCAAUGCCAUUUAUAUAUACAUGUAUGCAUGCAUGUCAAUUUACAGUUUUUUUACAGUCGUUUUCACACUUGUCUCAAUACCAUGUCCACUUUUUCUAAACUCUUCACAGUGUGCUUUUGAAACACGCACCUGAGCACAUCAGUUAACCUUUGGUGCAAAAUGCACUUCAACCACCAAAACACUUAUACUUAUACAAACACAUACUUCACCCAAAGGUGACUCAUGCUGCUAUAACUAUAGCAUAUGCUUUCUCCCAUAAGACUACGUUGUCACUCAAUGUUCAAUGAACUACAAAACACAAACAACUUGGAGCAUUGCUAAAUACAUAUAUUAUGUGUUUCCCUUUCCUCUAUUUUUGCAUCCACAAAUAUUUCAAACCAAGCUAAAGAACAUCAAUGACUGUGGCACUGAUUUCAUCAGACACAACUGUUCUUGCUUUUCCACGACGACUUCUUCCUCUGCCUCUUGCUGCAUCCAUUUUCCCCACCUAGGCUAAAGAAUGCAAAUGCCAAUCCAAAGAUGGCCCCUUUUGUAUGUGUGGUAACGGGGCAGAAACAAAAAAGACCUGGGUAGGUUGUUUGCUGAAAUGACAGCCAAGUGUUUCGGCAAUACAUAUACAGCAGUAAUAGCGGAAAAAUCUCUUCAGUGACAACUACAUCUAUAUUUACCCUGUAUACAUGCACAUUUCAAUGCAAGUAUGAUCACUUUUGUAUAGGUAA